AUGGUCAAUCGAUCAUUACAGUGUCCUAAAUUCCCUCCACAUAUAAACAAUUAUACAUUCGGUAUUCAUCCUCCUAAUUCAUCCAAUCAUCAACAUAUCGAUUUGAAGUCAUCACACCACCAGUCAUCCCCUUCAUCAUCAUCAUUAUCUCCAUUACUCAGGAAUAAACGUUUAAGUGAUGCUUCACAUUCACCACCGCAUAUAAUUCCAGAUUUACCAAAUUUAUUAAGAUUUUUCGAUCGUACUGGUCUACAAGUUCUAUGUCGUGCUUCUGGUAAUCCACCGCCUCAAAUUCGUUGGUUCUCUUUGCCAACAAAUGGUGGUCGACCAACAACUACAAAAACAACUAGUGUAGAUCGUUUAUUUAGUAACGCAGAGAGUGGCAGUGGUAGUUCAACUAUUGCUCCAUCCGGUUCAUCCUCGUCGUCGUCAUCAUCUGGUUAUGAUACGGUCGUCUCUGCGAAUUAUCAUACAAUUGAAUUUCAAAAUGAUGAAAAUUAUAUCAGUGAACUUGGCUAUAGUAGUCGUGUCAGAGAAACACCUCAAGCAGAUUAUCAUCAAGAAAUGUCAUCUUCAUCAAUGGAAAAUCUUGGAUCAUCAUCAUCAUCAUCAUCAACUAGUCAACAACAAACUGCAAUGAAUGGUACUACUGGGACUGGGACUGGCACUUCGUCUUCUACAUCCAGUACUGUUACGUCGAAUAUGAAUACAAAUAAUCAGUAUAAUCAUGAUAAUAUUAUUAAACACAAUGCAAAUAAUAAUCAUCAUAAUCAUAAUAAUCAAAUUCUUGUUGGCAAUGGUUGGCUUAAUUUCACAGCGACACGUUCAUCCACAAUGCGUAUGGUAUUUUUUUGUCAAGCUGAAAAUUAUCUCGGACAAGCUCGAUCACGGAAAAUGGUGAUACAUCAAGUUCCAAUGCCAGAUGAAAAUUUAAAAAUUAUCUAUAAUACAUUCCCAAUUAAACCAAGACAAAAAGCUGUUAUCAGUUGUCAACCGGAACAGGGUAUAUUUAAUCGAUUUUUAAAAGUCAAAUAUUGGGAAGUAUAUAUGAAUAAGACAUUAAUUUCCACCAUUGAUCAUUCAUAUGGUCGUUUCAGUAUGAUCAAUGUAACUAAACAUCCAGAAUUACAUAUUCGAUCAAUUACUGAAGCUGAACUCACAUCUAUGGAAGUUCGUUGUGUUCUUCAAUCAAUUGUAGAUGAAUCAGUCACUGUGGAACGUCCAGAACGUGGUCGACUACAACGUUUGCAAUUUCGUUUUUCCUAUGCUGAACUACGUAGUGUCGGUAAUGAGAUCAAUAUUCUACGUGGUUCUACAAUUGAAUUACCUUGGGCUGUAGAAGGUGAAGGUCGUACACAAGUGGAUUGGUAUUAUUUAAAUGAAGCAAGUCGUGUAAGACAAGCUAUAGCAUUGGAUUCAUCCAUCAGUAGUGCUAGCUCUAGCGGCAGCAGCAGCAACAGUGGUAGCAGUAGUACUGGUAAUUCCGGUUCAACAUCAGCGUCGGCGUCAUCAGUGUCAGCCAUAUCAAAUUCUUCAUCUGGUAGUAGUGGUAGUAUUAGUAGCAGCGGUACCGUUGGUCGUCGACAAAUCAAUGAAUUGCCAUGGGGUACCAAAUAUGAAUUAGUUGACGGGGCCUAUGGAAAUUUACGAUUAAUUAAUUUAUCAGUCAGUGAUUCUGGACAUUAUAUUGCUGAAUCGGUACAUUUAGGUCGGUCAUUACGAAUUAAAUACACCAUACGUGUUAGAGGUGAGUUAAUAAUAAUUAUACUGGUAUAA
Messenger RNA from Schistosoma turkestanicum, 1776 nucleotides. Lineage: Eukaryota; Metazoa; Platyhelminthes; Trematoda; Strigeidida; Schistosomatidae. The record is from the annotation of a GenBank genome assembly.